Messenger RNA from Mercurialis annua (annual mercury), 2732 nucleotides. Its product is annotated as beta-xylosidase/alpha-L-arabinofuranosidase 2-like. Gene Ontology annotation, biological process: arabinan catabolic process; xylan catabolic process. NCBI's taxonomy places the organism in Eukaryota, Viridiplantae, Streptophyta, Magnoliopsida, Malpighiales, Euphorbiaceae. Gene Ontology annotation, cellular component: plant-type cell wall. Gene Ontology annotation, molecular function: alpha-L-arabinofuranosidase activity; xylan 1,4-beta-xylosidase activity. Bases 274 to 2580 code for a protein of 768 amino acids. The record is from RefSeq and is a predicted model, not a curated record. The transcript has 3 exons.
AAUAAUUAAAGAAGCAAACAAAAAGAAAGAGCAUAGAGGACGAAUAGCCCAUCACGGAUGAGUUCUUGAAAUAAUAGAUUCCCCUAAUUGGUCUCUCCCCAAAAACAAACAAUCCCUUCCCUGCAACGCAUACCUUAAUUUAAUAAAAUAAUUUACCUUUCCGUGUUAUUUCCAUUAUCCAUCACGGACUGCUACAAAACAACAUAUCUUUUGAAAACUACGCUUUAAAAACCUGUAAACAUACCCUCCCUUUCAUUUUCAAGAAUUGCUCUAAUGGCCUCGGUUUCUCAAAGCAGACUGCUGCUCUGCUUCUUCUCACUCUUCUGUUUUCAUGUUCUGAGUUCAAGAACCCGAGUUUCGGCCGCUGUUUUCGCCUGCGAUGUUCGGAGCAAUCCGUCAUUGGCGGGUUUGGGAUUCUGUAACGCGUCGCUGGGGAGCGGGGAGAGAGUCGGGGACCUGGUGAAGAGACUUACAUUGCAAGAAAAAAUAGGGUUCUUGGUGAAUAGUGCAGGGAGUGUGAGCAGGCUUGGUAUACCCAAGUAUGAAUGGUGGUCUGAAGCUUUGCAUGGAGUGUCUUAUGUGGGUCCUGGUACGCAUUUCUCCAGUGUUGUUCCUGCUGCUACCAGCUUUCCUCAAGUCAUUUUAACUGCUGCUUCUUUCAAUGCUUCUCUUUUUCUAGCCAUUGGAAAGGUGGUUUCGACUGAAGCAAGAGCCAUGUACAAUGUGGGACUGGCAGGGUUAACAUUUUGGUCUCCAAAUAUUAAUAUAUUUAGGGACCCCAGAUGGGGAAGAGGCCAGGAAACUCCAGGUGAAGACCCUUUGCUUUCCAGCAAAUAUGGCUCUGCUUACGUUACGGGUCUCCAACAAUCGGAUGAUCCUAAUCCUGACAGCCUUAAAGUGGCUGCUUGUUGUAAGCAUUAUACUGCCUAUGAUUUAGAUAACUGGAAAGGAACCGACCGUUACCAUUUCAAUGCUGUCGUAACACAGCAAGAUUUAGAUGAUACCUUCCAGCCACCGUUCAAAAGCUGUGUUGUAGAUGGCAAUGUUGCCAGUGUCAUGUGCUCCUACAAUCAGGUGAAUGGUAAGCCUACUUGUGCUGACCCGGACCUCCUUUCUGGGGUCAUCCGAGGCCAAUGGAAACUCAAUGGAUACAUUGUUUCUGAUUGUGACUCGGUAGAUGUGAUCUACAACUCCCAACAUUACACUAAAACUCCGGAAGAGGCUGCAGCCAUCACUAUAUCGGCAGGAUUAGAUCUGAAUUGUGGAUCUUUCCUAGGCCAACAUACAGAAGCUGCUGUGAAAGGUGGAUUAUUGAAUGAGUCGGCAAUUGAUAAUGCUGUGUCGAACAAUUUUGCUACUCUGAUGAGACUUGGAUUCUUCGACGGAGAUCCUAGCAAGCAUGUGUAUGGAAAUUUAGGUCCGAAAGAUGUAUGCACAGCAGAGCACCAAGAGCUGGCUCGCCAAGCAGCCAGGCAAGGGAUAGUGUUACUUAAGAACUCUCCUGGAUCACUUCCCCUGUCCCCUACUGCCAUCAAAACUUUGGCAGUUAUUGGACCCAAUGCCAAUGUCACAAAAACAAUGAUUGGGAAUUAUGAAGGUACCCCUUGCAAAUAUACAACCCCUCUGCAAGGGCUAACAGCAUCAGUUGCAACAACAUAUCUGCCUGGCUGCUCCAAUGUUGGCUGCAGCACAGCCCAGGUGGAGGAUGCAAAGAAAUUAGCAGCAUCAGCGGAUGCUACCGUGUUAGUAAUGGGAGCUGAUCAAUCUAUUGAAGCAGAGAGUCGGGACAGAGUGGACAUUCGUCUUCCAGGACAGCAGCAGCUAUUAAUAAGUCAAGUUGCAAAUGUAUCCAAGGGACCUGUUAUUCUUGUUAUAAUGUCUGGAGGCGGAUUUGAUAUCUCGUUUGCUAAAACUGAUAACAAAAUCACAAGCAUCUUAUGGGUUGGCUACCCUGGCCAAGCUGGUGGAGCUGCCAUUGCUGAUGUUAUCUUCGGUUACUACAAUCCAAGUGGCAGACUUCCAAUGACAUGGUAUCCACAAUCAUAUGUAGAUAAAGUACCAAUGACCAACAUGAAUAUGAGAGCAGAUCCCUCCAAAGGGUAUCCUGGUCGAACCUACAGGUUCUACACAGGAGAAACAGUAUUUUCUUUCGGUGAUGGGCUAAGCUAUUCGGAAUUUAAGCAUAAACUGGUUAAAACGACUCAAAUAGUAUCACUUCCAUUGGAGGACGACCAUGUUUGUCGAUCAUCAAAAUGCAUAUCAGUAGAUGCUGGCCAACAGAAUUGCCAAGGUUUAGCUUUUGAUAUACAUUUACAAGUCACAAAUUCCGGAAGAACUAGAGGAAGCCACACCGUGUUCCUGUUCUCUUCGCCUCCGUCAGUGCACAAUUCACCACAUAAGCAGUUGGUGGAUUUUGACAAGGUUUCUUUGGAUGCAAAAGCAAAUGGAAUGGUAAAAUUUAAGGUUGAUGUUUGCAGGCAUUUAAGUGUCGUGGAUGAAUUCGGGAGCCGGAAAGUUGCCUUAGGAGAACAUGUUCUUCAUAUUGGAACCCUCAAACACUCCUUGACUGUAAUGAUUUGAUGAUUCUGUUUUUUCCAUUCAUAAUUGAAUUCAAAAUGGAAAUUUGUGCAGUGAAUAUAGUUGAGAGAGUUGUAACAGUUUUCUCAAUUGAUUCAUAUAGCCUAAUUGUUCAAAAUUUAACAUUUGAAAUCCAAUUCAAGUUUUAUGGUCAA